AUGCCAUCCACUCAAAGGUCUCCUGGGGGAUCCUCCUCCGGACGCGCCCCUCGCGGUUCUGCCUGUCUCAACUGCCGUCGUCGUAAAUUCAAAUGUGACGGCGCACGGCCCAUCUGCGGACCCUGCAUCCGCUCAAACUGCGAAUUCGACUGUGAAUAUACGGAUGGGCCCACUCGGAGCCCGACGCAGGUGCUCGAGGACAAUAUUUCUCGCCUCGAGGCGCGCAUAUACGAGCUCGAGCAUCCGGAAAUUGUUACGCCCUCUGUGACACUUUACGAUCCGCGGUCUCCGCCGCCUGUACCUGGACCGUCCAGUGUUACGGCCCAUCAGGUUCCAAAUAUGCCCAUUGCGGGUCCGUCUGGUGGACAGCCCAUGCUAGCCGCAUUCUUCGCUCCCCCGCAGUCUGUUCCCACUCUGGCCCCCAAUUUCGGCUCAGAGCCCUCCCCCGAGGUUAUAAAGAUGCUCAUCGGCCAUUUCCUCCCACGCGCGUCCCAGAUCGGGUUCUUCCUCCACCCCGCGAGGUUCAUCGCAUGCGCCACCGACCCACAUGCCUUCGCACUCGCACCAGCACUCUUCGGCGCCGUCUGCCUUUGGGGAGCGCGCUUCUCGCGUGACCCGGCGGUUCGCGCACACGAGCCCUUCUUCCUUCAGCGCGCCGUCCACAGCGUCGCCGCGGCGCUCGCUCAUCCUCCCACACACACGCUCGUGCACGCGAUCCAGGCGGAGGUGCUCCUCGCGAACUACUUCUUCACCGCGAAUCGCCUGCUCGAGGGCCGCUACCACUGCAAUGCUGCCGUCGCGCUCGUCCUGAGCUGCCGUUUGAAUAAGUUGCGUGCGGUGCCGGACCCUCCCGCGGCGGCGGUGACGCGAGGCGUCGAGCUGCCCCCGCCAGCGGACGCCGUGGAGGAGGGGGAGCGGAUCAACGCGUUCUGGAGCGUGUUCGUACUCGACAAGAGCUGGGCGGUCGUCGUUGGCUCGCCGUCGCAUUUUGAUGGGCCCCCUGGUGCACAGGUGGACACGCCGUGGCCACUCGAUAUAGAGAAAUAUGAACAUGGCGGUAUACCUCCUGGCGUUCAAGGAUCGCGCACGGCGGAGGCGUUCUUGGCGGAGGUUGUUCCAGACGGUGGAAGUGUCUCUUCGCUUGCCCGACUGGCCAAAGGUGCUGCGCUUUUUGAGCGCGCCACGCGCCUCGCCUCGCAAUGGACUCCAGCAAUGGUCUACAUAGAGCAAUUCGCUGUUGAUUUCUUCUUUUUAGACAGCGUGAUAGACCAGUUUGUCGCCUCGCUCCCGCCGAUAGAAGCAGCGCCCACGCAGGCCGACGCGCGCACUCUCCUGCUGACGCACACGUUCGCGCUGGCCGCGACGAUCCGGGUGCAUGGCACGCUCAAGCAAGCGGAGGGCGGCACGGCCCAGGACAGGGACGUCGCUGCCGCACAUGCGGCCGCCGCCGCACUAGACAGCAUCGAUCUUGCGCAGCUCGCGUUUGCGGACCCGAUCCUCGCUAUCCUGUGGACCUCGGUGUGCCGCGCGCUCAUAGGUGAGAUUGCCCGCGUACGCGUGCUCUGGACGUCUGCCUUACUGCGCGACGGGGACACAACGGCAGCAUCAGAAACAGCAGAAACAGCCGCCGCACUGGGGGCGGCGCACGAUGGCCACCUCUCCGCGCUGCAGAAAGUUCUCGACGCGAUGGCCGUGCUGGCAUCUGCGGCGCCACUGAUGGCGGUGCAAGCUGCGAAGAUCCGGCAGGAAUUCGAGGGCGCCCCGCCGUGA
Molecule: messenger RNA, 1770 nt
Organism: Laetiporus sulphureus 93-53
Lineage: Eukaryota; Fungi; Basidiomycota; Agaricomycetes; Polyporales; Laetiporaceae
Exons: 8
Coding region: 1-1770 (589 amino acids)
Biological process (GO): DNA-templated transcription; regulation of DNA-templated transcription
Cellular component (GO): nucleus
Molecular function (GO): DNA binding; DNA-binding transcription factor activity, RNA polymerase II-specific; zinc ion binding
Source: RefSeq, a predicted model, not a curated record